Molecule: messenger RNA, 1797 nt
Organism: Truncatella angustata
Lineage: Eukaryota; Fungi; Ascomycota; Sordariomycetes; Amphisphaeriales; Sporocadaceae
Exons: 2
Coding region: 1-1797 (598 amino acids)
Molecular function (GO): oxidoreductase activity, acting on CH-OH group of donors; flavin adenine dinucleotide binding
Source: RefSeq, a predicted model, not a curated record
AUGGCUUCUCAGCAAUCGGCUGAUUUUAUCAUUGCCGGUGGUGGCACGGCAGGCCUUGUCGUUGCCAGUCGGUUAUCCGAAGAUCCAAAUGUCCGAGUCCUUGUGCUCGAGGCCGGGGAGGAUCUCACAGCCGACCCUCGUGUCAACAUCCCCGCCUUCUGGACUACCCUACUAGGUUCUGAUGCAGACUGGCAGUUCAAAACAGCUGCCCAGCCUGGUUUGAAUGGUCGUUCUAUCCAACAACCACGGGGCAAGGUCCUCGGCGGCUCAUCCGCAAUCAAUGGGCAGACUUUCGUAGCACCGGCUCGGGCCGAGAUCAACGCCUGGGCUGGCUUAGGCAACCCAGGCUGGGACUGGGAGGGACUAGUCCCUUACUACAAGAAAUCGUAUACACUAGUAUCCCCACCCGAUGAAGAGACCAUCAAGCACCUUGGCCUUGACUGGAUUGAUGAUGAGUACCGUGGCAAGGAUGGUCCAAUCCAGGUCUCCUUCCCUGGCGUGAAGGAGAACCCACUUUGUAAGGCUUGGAUUGAUGCUUUCCGUGGUAUGGGCAAGGCCACUACAGGCGACCCUUUCUCUGGAAAGUCGACAGGCGGCUACAGUAAUGCCGCAACUGUGGACCCCAAGACUAAGACCCGAAGCUAUGCUGCCUCGGCUUACGGGCUUCCUCUCAAAGAAAGGUCCAAUGUCCGUGUCAUCACCGGCGCGACGGUCAACAAGAUCUUGUUUGAUAGCACUACAAGUGACUCAAUUGUGGCGACCGGCGUAGAAGCCUCUGUCGCCGGCAAGUCCGAAACUUUCACCGCUGCCAAAGAGGUCGUUCUCGCCCUUGGAGCCCUGGCGACUCCCAAGAUCCUCGAGCUCUCAGGAGUCGGCAACCCUGGCAUCCUUGCUAAGCACGAGAUCCCCGUGGUUAUCGACCUGCCUGGAGUUGGUGAGAAUCUGCAAGACCAUCUGAUGACGGGCAUCAGCUACGAGGUCGCCGACUAUGUCCUGACCGGUGACGCAUUGAUACGACAGGAGCCGGAAGCGCUCGCGUUCGCGCAGAAGCUCUACGUUGAACACCAAGCCGGCCCCUUCACCAUCGGUGGCUUACAAUCGCAUGCAUACAUGCCCCUGCAAGGCGCAACUACCUACGAUCAGCUACUCUCCGACCCUCCGUCUCGCUCCGAGGAUGGAGAGUACGUAGAUAUUGUGCGCUCUGUCCUGGAUCGUGAGGAAUCGCACUCCUCGGGGUGGUUCAUGUUCUUGGCGCAAGCAAACCUGCAUGAGGGCAGUGAGAGUUUUGUAGGCAAGAAGCUGCUUGAUGGCAACUACGCCAGUUUGGGGUGCUCACAAACGCACCCGUUCUCGCGCGGCUCCACGCACAUCGCCUCGGCCGACUUUGCAGCCAAGCCGGAUAUUGAUCCACGCUACUUCUCACACCCCGCCGACCUCGAGAUCAUGGCCCGCCACGUUCAGGCGCUCGAGAAGCUGCGACAUGUGCCUGAGCUGGCACCUUUAUUCAAGGAGAACGGCCGGCGAAAUCACCCGGAGGCUUUCGACGUAGCGGAUCUGGAGGGCGCCAAGAAAUAUGUCUUGAAUACGGCCACCACAACAUACCACGCUUGCGGCACUACGGCAAUGCUCCCCAGAGGGAAAAGCGGCGUAGUGGACCCAGAAUUGGUGGUAUAUGGCACCAAGAAUCUCCGUGUUGUGGAUGCCGGUGUCUUCCCUUUGAUUGUGCGCGGCAAUAUCAUGUCCUCAGUGUAUGCCGUUGCCGAGAAGGCAGCUGAUGUCAUCAAGAAACGAUUGUGA